GCGCGCAGGCGCGGCGCGCAGGCGGGCGGUGCGCGGAGCGCGGAGCGGCUCCCAUGAGCCGGCGCUGCCGCUCGGCCGCCGCCGCGCUGCUGCGGGGGCUCGCCGGCCCCGCCGCGCUGUGCCUGGGCAGCGCCAUGAGCCUCUGCGGGGCGCCGGCCGCCUGCGCCGCGGGGCCUGCGGGCGGCGGCGGGGGGCUCUCCGCGGCGCGGCUCAGCCUACCGUGGCUGCGGCUGCCCGAGGUGCCGGGCGCCGAGCCGCACCGCACCAACGAGCUGCUGCUGCUGCCGCCGCCGGCCCCGCGCGGCCCGGCCCCGUCGCCGCAGCACCACGUCGUGUACUUCCCGGGGGACGUGCAGAACUAUCAUGACGUCAUGUCUUGCCACCCAGAAAACUUUCAGUGGGAGCACUGGAGUUUUGAAAAUGUUGCCACAAUACUUGCUCGCCGGUUCCCUAAUAGCUUUAUUUGGGUCAUAAAGUGUUCUCGAAUGCACCUGCACAAAUUCAGCUGUUAUGACAAUUUUGUGACAAGUAACAUGUUUGGAGCACCAGAGCACAGCACUGACUUUGGAGCUUUCAAGCAUCUCCAUGCUUUGCUAGUUAAUGCAUUCAGACUCUCUCAGAAUAUUCUGCUGUCCCAGAAAAGUGUGCAUGGUGUCAGCAAGGAUGCAAAAAUAGCUGCUUGUAAAUCACAGCAGCAGUCUGUUCCAACAACAAAUGGCUGCUCAUCCAAAGAAAGGGAGAGAGAUUGUGAAUGCUCCAAUAAUUCUGCUGUGAACUUCAUGGUACCGUCUGCUGUAGGUGCAGCAUCGUUUACUGUGAUUGGCUUCAGUAAAGGUUGUGUGGUUUUGAACCAGCUGCUUUAUGAACUGAAGGAAGCCAGAAAAGACAAGGACACAGAUGCCUUCUUAAAAAACAUAAAAGCAAUUUACUGGCUGGAUGGUGGUCACUCGGGAGGAAGCAAUACUUGGGUUACUCACCCUGAAAUGCUGAAAGAACUUGCAGAGACAGGAAUUGAAGUUCAUGCUCAUGUGACACCAUACCAAGUGUUUGACACCAUGAGGUCAUGGAUUGGGAGAGAGCAUGAGAGAUUUGUACAGACACUUGAAGAAUUUGGUGUGAAAAUAAAUGAUCAACUGCAUUUUGCUGAUGAAGUUCCCUCCUUAGACAACCAUUUCAGAGUUCAUGAAGUAUUUUGAGACUGUAUGUACAUGAACAGUACAUUCUUUGUAGAAGCUCUUUUAACACUGUAAAUGUUGUCAUCUAGAUUUUCAGCUUUGAGCAGAUGCUUUCUAAACAGAAUACUAAAUCAGUUCUGUGUUGCUAAUAGAUACUAUAUAUAAAUUUCUGUAGCUUAAAAUAGGCAUACUGGGACCCCAUAACAGAUGUUUUUUGAUUCCUGGAAAAAAAGUGUUAUGAAGAACAAUCCUAUACAUGGUUUUUUGUUAAAUGUGAAUGUUUAUUCUUAAACUGUUGGCAGAAUUUUUAGUCCUGGAUGUCUAAUAUCAUAUACUACAUUUAAUGGGACUUUAAAGUACUUGAGAAUUUCUGAUGUGUAGAUUCUUCAGUUCAGUGGCUUCCAGAGCUAAAACUAUUGAACUUUGUCAAUAACAGAUGUAAGGUUAGUUUUUUGGCUUAAGGAAAUUGAUUGUAAGAAGAAUGUUAGUUAUAUAUUUUGCUGAAACCUGUUUUAUUAGGUAAUUAAAUGUACCAGUUUUGUAACAUUUCUCCUGUUUGAAACAAAGUCACAAAUACCUUUGGAAUAACAGUGCCAAUGCAUUUCUCUUCCGUAUGUGCGCCUUGCCAUUUCUGUCACUCUGAAGCCUGGUUAAUUAAUUGUGUGGUAUCUGCUAGUGAACAGCCAUUUCACCUGGGGGCUUGAAAAUUUUGAUGUACCUAUGUUGAGUAACCAAGAAUGUUGAUUAGGGUGUAGCUUGUUCCUUUUCAACAUACCUUGCUGUUGCUUUGCUAACUUCUGUAAGGACCAGCAGUAGAACCUUUAUUAUCACAUCAAGAGGUGACUUCCCUGCCUUGGGGUGGCAAGAUUUUUCUUUGUAAUUGCUGCAUUGAUGUUGCUCUAAAUGGAGCCAUAAGCACAUAGUCUAUUACAAGUUGCAUUAAAAGAAUUCAGAUUGUGUUGACUGUAGAUCUUUCAAAAUCCCUCAGUUUUAAAAUCUUUUAUCUCCCUUAAAUGUACUGCAGUAGUUGCUUCUUGAGCCAUCCAAAAAUCUUAUUUUUGGAGCCUAAUUUUUCCUACAGAGAAACAAACAAACAAACAAACCCCAACAAAAUCUAAUUAAAUAGAAAGCCAGCCAGAUUUGAUAUAAAAGAUGUAAUCUGGUUCAGACACCAAACCUGAGUGUUCAUAAAAAAGAAAUAUUGAAAGAUGGACAAUGAUGGUGUUAAUGGAACUUUUCUACUGCAAGUUGCAAGUAACUUCCCAUUUAUCUACAAAGCUUAGACUCAUUCUUAAAGACAGCUGCAGCUAUUAACAGUGAACCAGUAACUCCAAAUGGUUUUGGAUUUCCUGGAAGUAUAGGAAUACAAAAGCAAGUUAACAGAACACUGUGAAGGUUACACAAACAAUUGUGGCUAAGUUCUGAAAAACAGCAUUUCAUUCUACUUUGGUUCUGUGUUUGAUGGCUUAGUGACAUCUCUGCCCUGCUCCUUGUUUCCUGAGACUCUUACACAGCGGAAGUCCUGGGUGCUCUUUCUUGUGUUGGCCUCAUUAAAACCUACAAGGUUCCCUGUAGACAACUUUUGGUAGAAAUUGUGCACAUCAGUGAUCACUGAACAAUGAGAAAACUGUGUUGUACUCCUAAGAAAAUUUUCUUAACUCUCAAAAUAUUCAGGAUGAUAGAAAGGAUUAUGCAGGACUAUGCACCUUACAAUUUGAAAGAGAACUCUAUCACUAAUAAUUAGAUGAUUGUACCUAGUUCAUCAAAAGAAAUCUACUUUAAUUGGUGGAGAAAAGUGCAACAUGCAAACAAACUCUAAAAAGCCUGAAAUUUAGUUCCAUCUGCUCUUUUAUUUUAGGCUGUUCUUGGAGAUUUAGUUCAAUCCUAUUUAUUGAUUACCAUCUUAAUAGGCUUAUGGCAACUUUUUCAUGUGUUUCAAGGAACAUUUUUCCCCUUUUUGGUCCAUUUGAUAACAUUUGCAGCAUAUGUGAGGACCUUUUUCUGUAAAUAUGUGUCAACUAAAGAAGUGGUUUUAGAAUGCCUGUAAAUGGCUUGAAAUAUAUUUAGCCAUCCACUUAUAAAAUUUUGAAAAGUAAACCAACAAAACCCCCAGAACAUUCUAUUGCUUUUGCUGCCUCAGUUUCAGGCUGACUAGGCUAAGUUGGGUGUGCUAACACUUGCCCAAUCCAAUAACACUGCAGAUCAGAGACCAAUUUCUAAACAAUGCUGUGCCUGCCAAAACAACAGGACUACGUUGUUGCAAGCUUUUGGAAAUAGCUAUUAAAAUAUUGACAUUGUCUUCAAAGGUUUCUGGAUGGCUGUCCUAUGAAAAUAAUACUAACCUGUUUGAUGGAGGCUGCCUACAAUAACUGCUCAAUGGGCUCAAGUGUUGCUGCAUUACUUUGAAGAAUAGGCACUUUGUUGUAAAACUAAUCUUGUUAUGAGACCUCGUGUUGUGGAGGGAAAACUGACUGGUUGUUUUUCAUUCUUUAAACAGCUGUAGUACUCUGUUGGAAUGUGUCUCUGUCAUUCACUACAAUGGAUGCUAAAAAUAGAUUUUGAAAACUAUGUAGAAAAUAAACUAUUUUUAAUGGGUGAAACCACUUUGAUGUGAGUAUAAAACCAUUAAACAAGGAAUGUGCAGUUUUGUGGAUUAAGCUUUGUCAGGUGUUUGUGGAGACCUAGUUUAAAAAAUCAGAUUUAUCUGAUAAGUUUUCUUCAAGGAAGCUUUGUAUUUGUGUAGUCGGCAUCCAUAAUUUUAAAACAGCUUACUGGCAUCUCACAAACACAGGAGAUCUGGCAUGAAGCAGCCAUGGCUGGGACAUUUCUGUGUUAGGAUGAAAUGGGUGAUUGUUUGCAUGCCCAUUUUUCAACAUUAACUAUAAAGGCAGUUUUUAAUAAGCUUAGAUCUGAAUGCCUAAAGUCAGGUGGCUCUCCUUAUGUUUUUUAAUGAAGUGAGCAACAUUACACAGUCCUUAGUACGACCUAGUAAUGACUGGUGUUCUUUGUAUUACAUGCUUGUUUCUGGUACAGUAGACAAGACAUUCUUCAGAUUUUGAGACAUACUAACAUGUUCUAAACUGUGACUCAUAAAUUCUUUUAAAGCAAGGCGUGAUUCUGUGAAAUUGUCCAGAUGAUUAAAAUUACUUUAUUUUGUGUGAAUCUAAAAUGCUAGAAAGUUUGGUAAACUUCUUCCCAUCUGGGACUGAUGUAAUCACAUCUCUGCAAAUGCUGAUGCAUUGAUCAGUAUUGGCCCCUAAUUUCGGAAGAUGAUUAAGGGUCCCAUCUUUAACAUGUGGCUGAAAGGAGCAAUUUUCUCUAUCCUCCCAUUGAUAAAAUCCUACUGCCUCCCUGCACAAGCACUUUUAUUGUAAGCUGUUCUGUUUUUCUAAACAAACAUGAUAGAGGAAAGUAACAGCAGUGCUAUAUAUUUAAAUAGUCAUAUAAAUGAUUUUAAAUAAGACUGCUAAGUCAGUUCAGGAGUUAGGCUGUUAUAACUGUGGAUAUGCACAGAUAAAAAUGAUUGUGCAUGAGCAUGCACUCAGCUUUUCCUGGAGAUUCUUUUUGAGCUGUAAUAGUUACUUCAUCUUUGCACAUAACCAAUAUUUUUUGUCCUGCACACACUGAAAUUUGAAGCACUGAGGUUAAUUGUGUACCCACUCAUUUACCUUGAAUGCUUAUUUUAAAUUACAUGAGGUCUUACCAGUUAAUACAAGAAAGAAUUUAUUAACAAUGAAAAUUUUGGGAUGUGUGUGCUCUGUUGUGAGUGACACUUUUAGGUACAUUGCAGCCUAGCAGAAUCCACACACAGAGGAAUGUGUCUGGUGCCCUUGUGCAAUACAGAAGCAAAGGCAGGUGUCUCAAGACUGCAAUCCAUAACAGACAGCCUCUUUAAAUCACCUUCAAAGUUACUUCACAAAUCUUACAUUGAAAUCUCAUGUCAUUUUUGUAAGGGUGGUAGAUUAAUAAAGUUUAACUUUUAAUGAUCAUAACCUGAUGAAAAUUUAGACACAUUUGAAUAUUGCAGAUGGAGAUCCUAAGACCAAAGCUGGCUUUCUGUUCGUGUUGUUGAUCUCUUAACUCUGUUCAGAUGCAGGGUGACUGUUUUUAACUGGAAUAAAGUAACAUGAAGUCAUUAAGCCAGUAAUGCAAGAUCACAUAACGCCUUUGUAUCAGACAGGCACUGCCUCUUCCAGUGCCAGACAUACUGUUCCUGACUAACUUCAUUCUGUUGGUAUUAACAGCGCAAUUCACUCCUCCUGCUGACAAAAAACCCCACUUGCACUGGAUUAGCUGUUCCACAUCACCCUGGAAACCAUGGAAGGCUGAUUCAGGCAGUCAUUUUGGAUAAAGUAUAGUGUGGGUUUAUAAGGUAAUGAUGGUUUUGUCGUUUCCUGUCAUUAGGGCUUGAUUACAUGUUUCCAAGUGACCCAAGAAGUGUCAAAUUCUACUUAAGCAAAUGACCACAAAAGCAACUGUAAUAAAAAAGGGAAAAAUAAAUUAUCUGGUUCUAAUUCAUGUGUAUAAACACCUUGUGUAUUUGAAAGGGAACGGAGUGCCAUUACUUCAAGGUUGAGAAUAAAUUUUCUUUCUUUCAUUUGGCUCUCAAAAGAACACUUUCAGUCAUGAUUGCUAGUUCCUUUUGUUAGACUUGGCACUUCAGAGCCGAGUUGUUUCUAAAGAAAGCACUGCUGCAAGACGUAAAAAACAGUCAGGAGACACAGCAGUGCUGAAGGGCAGGACAAGGCUCUUCUCCCACACCAGCGUUUACGCUCUGAGCAAUACUCCUAAGCCUGGGUGUCAGACAAAGCUGUUGUAUCCCUUGCAGACCAUGUGCUUCGCUCUUCUUUCCCACUCCCCAGCAUGAGAAAUACAUUAGGGUUUUGUGGUGGGGGUUUAAAGAAACUCAUGUCCUGCUUGACAGCUGAAGUAUAAAUGUUUUCACAGCAGAAAUUGUCCAUUGCUAUGAUCUGUGUUAUUGCUGCAAGCUGCAGCUUCUGAGCAUUUUUGUACGAACACGGCACUGCACGUGGAGCUGCGUGUUUGACAUGGCUGAGCAGGUCUGCUAAUGGCUUCAGUCUGUGACAAGGAACAGACCUGGACACUUGGAAACAAAGUCAUCUGCUCUUGGUGCUCUCAGGACUCGCCACUUAAGAGACUGUUGCUCCCAGAAAUUCCUACAUGUAGAGUUCAGAAUCCAUCGCACUGUGG
This is a messenger RNA of Prinia subflava (tawny-flanked prinia), 6386 nucleotides long. It is a transcript of the gene C6H2orf69, whose product is annotated as chromosome 6 C2orf69 homolog. Gene Ontology annotation, cellular component: mitochondrion. The record is from RefSeq and is a predicted model, not a curated record. Bases 54 to 1196 code for a protein of 380 amino acids. Lineage: Eukaryota; Metazoa; Chordata; Aves; Passeriformes; Cisticolidae. The transcript has 2 exons.